GUUUAGGCGGUUUACUCAGUUUAGUAUGAAUUACUACGGAUAACGGAUUUCGGGAUUCUGAACUACUGAACGGAGAGUUGUUGGAUUGACGUAAAGUAGAUCGUUGUAUCUUGUACUUCGUGUUCACUGUGUUCAGUUAUGUCUGUCGUUUGAUGUCUAAGUGUUAUUGUAUUUUUUUUUAACGUUUCUCUAGUGAUUUUUUUAGGUAUUUUUUUUUUGAUUACCCUUACAUUUUAAAGCCACUGAAUGAAAUCUGCCGGUGUGAAAUAAUAACGCCGAAAUAUUAUGGAUAGUUGCAACAUUAAAGUGGCCAUCAAGGCCCGUCCAUUAAACCAUAAAGAACAGUUGGACGAUCGCGUUUAUUGGAAAAUAGAAUCGGACAGUGUUAUUCACAUUGAUCCAAUAACUAAAAAGAAGAACGGAGAACAAUUUUUUUUCGAUAGAGUUUUUUGUGAUAAAUCAACAAAUUAUGACGUGUUUGAUGAUAUCGUCAGACCAAUUAUUGACAGAGGAGUGCAAGGGUUUAAUGGUACAGUAUUUGCCUAUGGUCAAACUGGUUCUGGUAAAACAUUCACUAUGUCUGGAGAUCAGUCAAACCCUGGAAUUAUUCCAUUAGCUAUUAACUACAUGUUCAAUGUUAUGAAUAAUUCUUCUAGUAGAGAAUAUUUAUUAAGAGCUUGUUACUUAGAAAUUUACAAUGAAAAAGUUAUAGAUUUACUGGAAAAAAAAAAUAACAAAAAUCAAACAAAAAAAAUUSAAAUUCAAAAAGAUGGAUUACAUAUUACACCAUUAAAGGCUAUAGUUUGUCAAAAUUCACAAAUGGUUAUCGAUCUUAUGAAAAUAGGUGAGAAAAACAGGAGUAUUGGAGAAACAGAUAUGAAUGAAAGAUCAUCAAGAUCCCAUACAAUAUUUCGCAUUAUUCUAGAAAGUCGUAAUGUAGAUGAUGAUUGUGAUGGGGCUUACCAACAAUCAGUGAUUAAUUUAGUUGAUUUGGCUGGUUCAGAGCGAAGUAGUCAAACUCAGUCAUCUAUGGAACGGUUUAAAGAAGGUUGCAAGAUUAAUAGUUCUCUAACAACUCUAAGUCUUGUUAUCCAACAACUCAGUGAAUGUCCAGAUAGCUCACAGCAUGUCAAUUUCCGGGAUAGUAAACUUACGAGAAUAUUACAAACAUCUCUUGGAGGAAACUCUUUAACUGCAAUUAUUUGUACUGUAACUUUAGCAGUUGAAGAUCAGACAUCUAACACAUUGAGUUUUGCCUCUCGUGCCAAAAAAAUUAAAAAUUCUGCYAAAGUAAAUGAAAAUGUCACAGACGAAACACUUCUAAAACGUUAUAGAGUUCAACUUUCUAAAUUGAACAAAGAAUUGGAGGGUCUAAAACAAAAUCAGCCUGAAAAUGAUGAAGUUAAUGAAAUUAAAUAUAAGUAUCAGGAAGAAAAACGAACUAAUGAAGAGUUAAAAGAACGUAUAAUGCGUUUGCAAAACAAUAUGAUAACUUCUGUUGCUCACUCAGAUCAACCCUCAAAUAAAAAAGGGUAUCAGCGAAGAAGAACUUGGGGUGGAAAACUUGAUAAUACAUUUUCUUCAAAUAGCAUUCUUGAAACUAUUGAAGAAGAUGUCAAUAUGCAUCGACCAAGUGUACCACCUAACUUUGGAAAUCUAAAUAAAGAUUUUAAAACACCAUUAGAACCAUUUGAAUGGGAUUUAAUAAGAGAAGAAGAUCGCUCUGCUGUUACUGAAUCCAUAAACAACGAAAAUUCUGAACAUCAUUUUUCACCACCAUCCAACAUCCCAUUCACUGUUUGUGAAACUCCUAAAAAAGUUUUAAGAGAACGGGUAAAUAAUUACAAAAAUAUGUUUGAAAUGAGUAUGAAAGAAAACAACGAGCUAAGAGAAUUCACAACUCUUGAAAAACAAAUGUUUUAUAAUAAUAAUGAACAAUUAAAAGAUUUAAAUAAUUUAAGAAAGCAAGUUGAGGAUCUUCAAAUUGAAAAAAAUGAAUCUGAAAAAAUGAUUGAAAAACUUAAAAAUUCAAUUGAAGUAGUUAAACAUGAAAAACGUGAUAUUGAAGUUAUUAUGGAGGUACAAAAGAAUAAAUAUGAUAAACGAGAAAUGGAACUUCUGGCAACAAUUCAGGAAACUAGAGAAGAGUUACAACUCAAGGAAGAUCAAAUAAAAAAAACCAUAUUAAGUGAUGAUUUUAUGGCAGAAAAGCAAGAAGAGAUUAAGAGACUUGAAAUAAAAAUUAAAGAAUUGUAUCAUUUAAAUAAUACUUAUAUCAAUGAAAUAGAUACUUUGAAAUUACAAUUAUUAAAUAAAGACCAACAACUUWAUGCAKAAUCAACUAAACAAUGUUCACUUUUGAAUGAGUUAUCUCUUUUGAAAAAUAAUACUGCUGAAGCUAUUUCAGUUCCACAUGCUAUUAAAUUUUUAGCUGAUGAAGGGUAUUUUACUCUUAGUAAAUGUGAAAUAUUGGAACUGGAUGAAUUAUUGGAACAUAUUUAUAAUACCAUUGAAAAACUGCAACAAGAAAACAAAAGUUUAAUAGAUGAAAACAAUAAUUUGAAGUUACUAACAAAUGAAUUUAAUAUUAAAAUGAAAAAUUUAACAGAAGAAAAUCAUGAAUUGAGAUUAAAACUUAACUCAAUUGAUGAAUAUAUUAUGUCUACCAUCAAAGAAUUCAGUGGAAGUUCUGAGAUAAAUGUAGAUAAUUUUGAUACAAAGAGUUUGAUUGAUUUUGCAGUUAAACAUUUUGAAGAAAACACAAACAAAAUUAACAMACUGUCAAAUGAAAAUUUAUCUUUAAAAGAAAAACUAUCUUUAUCAAAUACAAAACUUGGUGAAAUAAAAUCUUUUGUAUUUAAUGAUCUUGAUUGUAUUCUACAAAGUAUUUCUAUUAUGGAAAUUGAAUCAAAUACAGAAAUGGAAAGAUUCAUGAAGCAGCUUUCUGAAACUAUGGAUGAAAAUUUAUUUUUAAAAUCUAGUAUCCAAGCAUUUAAUAAAUUAACAUUUGAAUGUGUUGAUAUUAUUGAACAAGUUAAGACUAAUCAUUCAAAGAUUAAUUAUCUUCAAGAAGAACUUACAGUCUGUAAUGUUGUUAAAAAUGAAUUACAAGAACAAAUUGAAAAAUUAAAUAGAUUGAAUUUGAGUCUUAAUAUGUUAAUUGAAAACCAAACUAAAGUUGAAAAUGAAAAUAAAGAAAAUCUGGUUGCUAAAUCUAUCAAUUUAAAUGAUGCUUAUAGUGAAAUAGAUGAAAUGAAAAUGAUAAUAAAAGACAAUGAAAUCAAAACUGAAUCAAAUUUUAUCGUUUUAAAUAAAUUAAGAACUGAACUUGAAACUGUUAAUUCAGAUCUUGAAGAAAAAUCCAAUAUGGUACUUGAGCUAGAAGAGACUAAAUUAGAGUUAUUAUCUAAGUAUAGCGAACUAGAGAAAUGUAAGUCAAAUAUUAAUGAAAUUGAUGUAAAAGAAUUUGAAAAAAAAUUACAAGAUGAAUUAGUUACUAAAACAAAUGGUCUGCAAAACGCGCUAGAAGAAGUAAAAGAAAUUAAUAGAAAGCUUGAACUUAAUGAUUCUGAAAUAGAUAAAUUAAGAACUUCAUUAAAUUUAGUGGUGUCUGAACUUGGUGAAAAAUUAAAACUUAUUGAAUUUGAAAACUCUAAAUUUGAACCUGCUGUCAAAUCAAAGAAUGAAAACAAAAUUCAUGAUGAAYUACUAUUAAAAACCAAUGAAUUAGAAAAUGCAAUUUCACAAGUUAAUGUUUUACAAUUAACAAUUGAAGACAUGAAAAUAAAAACUAAUUCUAAUUCUAGUGUUAUUGAAAAAUUAAAUAAUGAACUCAGUGAUAUUAAAUUUGAAUUAGUUGAAAAAUCUAAACUUGUGGAUGAAUUAAAAAUUACUAAAUCUGAAGAGAAAAUGUGUAACAAUUUAGAAACAAUUUCUGAACUUAACAGGACUAUUAAAAAACUUGAAUCUGCAUUGGAGGAAAAAUUAAAUAAUGAAAAAGCGUUAAAUAAUGAAUUACAGUUAGUUACGGUAGAGUUAGAUGGUGCUAUUUUAAUGGUUGAUGAAGUAAAAUCAGUUAUAAAUAAUUUGCAUAUAAAUCAUGAAUCAUAUAUUUCCAUUGUGGAACAACUGAGCUCUGAACUUAAAUGUAUUAAAUCUGCACUUGAUGAAAAAACUGAAAUUAUUUUAAAAUUAGAAAACACAAAUUUAGAACUUACAAUAAAAUGGAAGAACUCGGAUGAUCAAAUACAUAAAACCAUUACUGAACUUAGAGUGAGUUUGGAAGAUAAAAUUAGAGUUGAAAAUGAAAUAAGAGGUGAACUUAAAUCUAAAACUAUUGAAUUAGAACAUGCAAUGUCCCAGGAAAAUAACUAUCAAAUAAAACUAGAAAGUAUGGAGAAUGAAUUAAAAUUAAAUGCUGUUAUAAUAGACCAACUUACAUCUGAUUUAAACAUGAAAUCAAAUUUAAUUUCCAAAUUAGAAAAUGUAAAUUCUGAAUUAAUUAUAAAAUGUGAUAAAAUUAAUGAAACCAUGUUAAACAACAUGAAAGAUAAUGAACAAACUUAUAGAGAUAUUAAAUGGCAGUUACAACAAGUUCUCCAAGAAAAAUCUUUGAUUCAAUCUGAUUUGAAUCUGAUUAACCAAAAGUUUAUGGAAUUGUCAAAACAUCAUGAUGAGUCGAAAAAUAUUUUAGAAAAUCAAGUACAAUUACAAAUAUUGAAUUACAAUAGUUUAUAUUCAGAAUUUGUAAAUUUGUCUUGCGAUAUUGAAUCAUUAUUAAAACGUCAAUCUAUUGAAGAAUCUAAUUUGAGAGAAGAGAUUUUAAUAAAAUCCACAGAGCUUGAACACUUACAAAAACAAGUACUUGAAUCCAGUUUACAAUAUGAAUAUGAUAGAUUAGAAGAAGAAUACAUGUUGAGAUCUCGUGAAUGUGAUGAAGCUCGAGAAAAAAUAAUGCAUUUUGAAUCAAUAUUGUCAAAAAAUGAAGAAUCUGAAAAAAUUCUUAGAAAUAAUUUAGAAUCCAAAUGUAUUGCACUGGAAGAAUAUAAGAAAAACGUUGAAUUUUUGUUUUCAAGAAAUGAUUCAUUUCAAAUCAGGGUUAAUGAUUUUGAAGAUAAUGUUUUAGUGGAUUUAAAUGACGAAUUUGAUUUAAUGAAAUCGGAACUGUCUAAAAAAACAGAGUCUGAAAAAAUUCUAAUUGAGGAAAAAGCAAAUCUUGAAUCUAACUUGAACAGACUUCAAGAAAAACUCUCCAACGUCACUAAAGAAAUGGAACUUAGUGAAGAACGAUGUGAAGAUUUGGCUUCUAUUAUUAAUGUUUUAGUAAUUGAAAUAAAAGAUGCAAAUUCUGUUAAACAAAAUUUAGAAACUUGUUUGAAUGAAGCUGAAUAUGAUUUAAUAAAAAGUGAAGAUUUCUGUGAAAACCUUAAAUUUGAAUUAUAUAGUGUUCAAAGAGAAUUAGAAAAUGCAUGCAUCAAUGCUGAAUGUGUAGAAAAAGAAUUACAAAAUCUUAAAUCUAAAGUUGACGAUAAAAUUGAUAAAAAUAACUUGAGUGGUCGUGAUGUGAGAAAUCAGCUAAUCGAUCCACUUGUAGAUUAUGUACAUGAUAUUAAAUUGAAACUCACUGAGCUCAAUUCUGCAAUUAUUUCAGGAAACCAAAGUGAAAAACGGUUUAGAACAAAAGUUAUGUCUGUCGAGGAUGAUAAUUUACCACAUGAAGAGUCAUUAAAGAUAAACUGUGACUUGCAACCUAAUUCUCCUGAUAUUGACAUUGGCUUAGAAAUUGAUAAUUUACAUAAGAUAUUAAAUGAAAAAAAUGAUUUAAUCAAAAAUCUUCAAACAACUAACAAUGAUAUGGAAAAAAAUAUUGCUCAACUUCAAUGCCAAAUGGAAACACAAUCUAAUGAAAUUAAUAAAUAUGUAAAUGAUAUGAUUUUGGUGGAAAGUGAUCUAAAAGAAAAAACUUUGUUGAUUAAAAAUUUAAAUGAUGAAUUGAGUCAAGUUAAACUAUUAAAUGCUGAACAAAAAGAACAAAUUAAUGAACCACAAAACCAAAUUAUUAAACUAUCUGAUGAAAAUGAAAAAUUGAAUAAUGAUAUAACUUUAAUGGAAAACAAUCUAAAAGAAAAAACAUCAUUGGUAAGCAAUUUAGUAAAUGAAUUGAAUGAACUUAAAAUACAAUACAACAAACUUGAAGAAYAUAACCAAGCUAAUAAAGAACAAAUUUAUUAUAGCUAUGAUAUUGAUUCAGAGUUGAGAAAUGGUAAAAGAAAUAUUAUAAAUGAAAUUAAUCUUCUUGAACCUGGAAAAAUUACAGGUGUUCUCACUGACCAUAAUUUAUCUAAUUUAUUGGAUAUUUUUGUCAAUCUUAUAAUGACAAAAGAACAACAAAUUGUAACUGACUUAGUUAAUGACCACAAAAAGAUUAAACAGCUUUAUGAAGAUCAAAUCAAACAGUUCCAAGAAGACAUAAAAAAAGGAAAAGAAUGGCAAGAACAAGUUGAAAAUGAAAAUGAAAAACUUGGCCUUGAGCUUGAAAAUCUGAAAUCUCAACAACACAACUUCCCUAAUAGAGAAUUAAAAAUAAAAGAACUGACAGAAAAAGUUUUGGAUGCUGAGAAUUUAUCUUUUAAUUAUCUAAAUGAGUUGGAGGAAUUAAAGACUCAAUUGACUAAAACAAAUGAACACAAUUAUCAGUCAUUGUCAAAUGAAUUUGAAGCAUUUAAGACUAGUUCAGAGCUGUCAUUACAAGAUUUGAAAAAUAAACUUGAAAAUCUAACCAAACAAUACAAUGAAUCAUUAAUUAUGUACAAAGAUGAAAAAGAUUGUCGUUUUAGUCUGGAAGAUAAAGUAGAAAAAAUUCAAUCAGAAUGUGCUUGUCUAAAAUCUGUUAUUGACAAAAAAGAUGAAGACAUCAAAAACUUACUUGAUGGAUUUCAAUUGAAGACAAAAGAGUAUGAAUCAUUGAUUGAAAAAUAUAGUUUACAAAAAGAAGAAACAAAAAUUCAUCAUGAAAAGAUAAUUAAUGAACUUGAAUUGGAUUUAAGUAAUAUAAAACAUCAGAUGUAUUGUACAGAAAAGUUGCUAAAAGAAACAAAAAAAAAUAACGAACAACUGCUCGAAGAGAAUUCAUUAAAUUUAUCAAAAAUUAAACAUUUGCAAGAAAAUUAUAAUUCUGCUGUACGAUUAGCAGAAUUAGAGGGUGGUAGUCAAAUAAGUAAAAUUCACAAUACACAGUUAGAAAAUCUUCAAAAAGAGUUAGAAGUCAAAAAUUUAGAACUUGAAAGCCUAGAAUCAGAUUUAAGGGCAAAAACUACAAAACUCGAGGAAACUGAAAUACAAUGUUCAAAACUAGUCCAUGAUCUCAAAACUUAUAAAUUAAAAAAUAAUGACUUUGAGAAACAAAUAGAAAGUUAUUCAAAGACUUCAAAGAUUAAAGAUGAAAAAAUUGAAAAUUAUCAAUUUAAAUUGAAAAUGAAUGAAAAUAGCUUAAUAGAAGUAAAUAAUGUAACUGAAAAACUAAGAAAAAUACUCAAGUGCGAUGGUACAUUAUCGACACUCUACGAUAAUGUUUGUUUAUUGAUUAACCAAUGUGAAGACWUGGAAGAAGAAAGAAACGAAUUGAAACAGUCUAAUGCCGACCUAGACAAUGAGUGUGAGUCUAUGUUAGAAGAAGUUAAGAAUAAGGAUGAUAAGAUUGCAGAACUUUUGACUCAAUUGGAUGAACUGAAGCAAAACAUUGUAUUAUUAACAGAAGAAAGAGAUUUUUUAAAAAGCAAAAAUGAACAAUUUAAAAGCUUCAAUGAUGAUAUCAAAAAAUUAAAUGAAGAAAUUUUUGGUUAUGAACAAAAUAUAUACGAAUUAAGAAAAGACAAAGGUCAGCUUAUUGUACAACAUGAAAAAGAAUUGAAGCAAUUGAAAAAUGAAUUGAGUCAAGUUCAAGCUAAAAACUUGGAACUAUCAAACGAAUACAGUCAAUUAUCAGAGACUGCUAAAAUGUUAGAAAAAUCAUUAAAAGAAGAUAUCCAACAAUUGAAUCGAUGUAUUGUGGAUAAGAAUGCCAAAAUAUCCACAUUAGAACUUUUUUCCAAAACGAACACUGAUGAUCUCAAAAAGAAGAAUCAUGAAUUGGAAAAUAUCUUUAGAAGGGCAAGAGAUGAGAAUAAUAUGUUGCGUAGAGAAUUACGUCGUUUGAAAGAAAUUACAAAUGUGACUAGAGUAGAUCAAUGCACUCAAACUGUUGAAGAACAGAGCUUAGUGAGUAGUGCAAUUGUGGCUGACCACAAAAGCAUGAUUGAAAAAAUUGCUAAAUUUGAAAAGGAUAGUAAAAUGAUGAAAAUGAUGUUACAUCACCGAAAAGCUAAAAUUGAAGAACUUGAAAAGCAACUAAAUGAAAGAAAUUGUUAAAACUGGUUUAAAAUCUGUAUAGCUUCAACUUUACAGUUAAAUACUUAUAUUUAUAUUUUUUAUGUAUUUUUUGUUUAUAAGAUUAAAAUUAUUCAAUUUGCAUUUGUA
This is a messenger RNA of Diuraphis noxia (Russian wheat aphid), 8514 nucleotides long. RefSeq lists its product as uncharacterized. Gene Ontology annotation, molecular function: ATP binding; microtubule motor activity; microtubule binding. NCBI's taxonomy places the organism in Eukaryota, Metazoa, Arthropoda, Insecta, Hemiptera, Aphididae. Gene Ontology annotation, cellular component: microtubule. The record is from RefSeq and is a predicted model, not a curated record. Gene Ontology annotation, biological process: microtubule-based movement; mitotic cell cycle.